Drosophila eugracilis is the source of this 1652-nucleotide messenger RNA. RefSeq names its product UDP-glucosyltransferase 2. The coding region runs from base 41 to 1627 and encodes 528 amino acids. The transcript has 2 exons. The record is from RefSeq and is a predicted model, not a curated record. Gene Ontology annotation, molecular function: UDP-glycosyltransferase activity. NCBI's taxonomy places the organism in Eukaryota, Metazoa, Arthropoda, Insecta, Diptera, Drosophilidae.
GCGGCCAGAACUUCGACAUGAACGGACCGAAAUCGUGAGAAUGCGCCUCGGAUUUUCUUUGCUGGUGCUUAGCCUUUGGCUAUUCCUGCAUCAGGAUCUUCGCCAGGACGGGGCAGAGGCAGCCAACAUUCUGGGAGUAUUUCCCUAUCGGCAUAUAUCGCCCUUUUUGGUGAUGCAGCCAUUCGUUCGGACUUUAGCCAAAAGAGGCCACAAUGUGACGCUGAUCACACCAAAGGGAAUGCCAAACGAUAUCGAGGGAGUUCGCCAUAUCCGCGUGGCCAAGCUGAACAAACGCCUCACGGAAAUGAUCAAGUCUAACCAAGUUUUUGAGCUUAUAUAUAACAAGUGGAGCGAAAAUUCGUUAAAAGCCGGAAUGCUUUUCAAUGCUUCCCAUGAUAUAUUGAGUGAUCCUGGAGUACAAAGGAUGCUACAAGACAGAAGCGAGAGAUUCGACCUGAUUAUAAUGGAGCCAACCAACCUAGACGCCCUCUUAGGUCUGGUCGAGUACUACAACGCCACUUUGAUGGGAUUUUCCAGUGGUCGCUGGAACUGGAACAGCGAAGAAUUGGCUGGAAAUCCGGCACCAACCGUCUACGAACCCAUCUCUCCAAUUGGCUACUCCUUGGACACUACGUUCCUAAGUAGAGUUCACAACUGGAUCCAUAUCAUGGAGGAGAAGUUGUUAGAGCACUUGGUUAUUAGGCCUGCCCAACUACGCAUAUUCCAGAAGUUUUUUGGUUAUUCCUCACAAAAGCUGGAAGAAUUACGCACCAAAUUCUCUGUUGUUCUUAUCAACAGCCACUACAGUAUGGGCAAAAUUCGUGCCAAUGUACCCAAUAUCAUCGAGGUGGGUGGUCUGCAUCUCAGCGAACCUAUGGAGCCAUGUACUGAGGACUUACAGAGAUUUAUGGAUGAGGCAGAACACGGUGUCAUAUAUUUAUCAAUGGGCAACGACGUUUUGGUUAGAUUUCUUCCGGAAAACCUUCAGCAGCUCCUUUUAAAAACUUUUGCCAAGCUGAAGCAACGGUUUAUUUGGAAGAGUGAGCUCUUGAAUAUGCCCAAUAAAUCGGAAAACAUAUUUGUCAUUGAAAAGGCACCCCAGCGUCACAUUUUAGAACAUCCAAAUAUACGACUUUUCAUCACAAACGGAGGACAGUUGAGUGUGAUUGAGGCGUUGCACAGUGGAGUUCCGAUACUAGGAUUGCCAAUGUUCUUUGACCAAUUUCGUAAUUUACGUUGGGGACAUUUAUCUGGAAUGGUCGAGGUUUUGGACAUUAACACUCUGAAUGAAGAUAUUCUCACCGCAACUAUUCAGGAAAUGCUUGUUAGCCCAAAAUAUGCCCUGAGGUCCAAGGAAAUGUCAAAGUUUUUCCAGGACCGACCCAUGAGUCCUUUGGAUACAGCCAUUUGGUGGACGGAGUACGCCCUACGUAACAAGAAUUUAAACCGAAUGCGUCUUAAUACCGAGGAUAUUCCACUGAUUCAGUACUAUAAACUAGACACCAUCCUCACCUUUGUCUUUCGAUUUGGUUUGGUAGCAGUAUCUGUAAUCUUUUUGGUCUACAGUUUAUUUAAAAGGAAUAGAAGAGCCAGAGGAAGAAGGUUACAGCCAUCUAUUACAGGUUGACUUUUGAAUAAAGUGAUAAUAUUGU